This is a messenger RNA of Mizuhopecten yessoensis (Yesso scallop), 4655 nucleotides long. RefSeq names its product apoptosis-stimulating of p53 protein 2-like. The record is from RefSeq and is a predicted model, not a curated record. Gene Ontology annotation, biological process: regulation of apoptotic process. Gene Ontology annotation, cellular component: nucleus. The transcript has 8 exons. Bases 608 to 3670 code for a protein of 1020 amino acids. Gene Ontology annotation, molecular function: p53 binding. NCBI's taxonomy places the organism in Eukaryota, Metazoa, Mollusca, Bivalvia, Pectinida, Pectinidae.
AUAUAUAUACCUGUGUGGAUAAUAACCGGGUGUAGAAUGAAAUCGUUGUGCAGCCCUACCUGUCUGGCCAGGGAUUAGUAUUUACCUGGGCUAAUUCUGGAUUAUAAGACCAUGCUACUGUGUUAAUUUCAGCACAGUUGGUUGUUAUACAGUCACAGACUAAUGAGCAAACGUUAGCUGAAUUAGUUAGUGGGUGUUAAUUACUGUCCUUGUCCUAUCAGGCACAGGUAGGUGUUGUGGGUAGGAUCUGCUGUUGGACCCCCAUCACAACAAUCGGUUUUACCUGGACAUGUAUGGGAUGGUCAUAGACAACAACAACUACGAGUUACCUGCAGGCUAUUUUUGGACCUAUGCUCCAUUGAACAUAUUCGGGAAUGAAUGUACUGUAUUAGGACGGCAGCCAUGUUGGAAUAAGAUAGGUCAAUGUAACGCUCUCAGCUCACCUCAACAACUCAUACCUGUAGGAGGGUAUAUUGUUUACUAGAAACAAUAGAAACUACACUCAGUGACAUCUGGACGUGUAGGACACAGCGUACAUGUGUGAUAUACCUGGAAAAUAUCUGUGUGAUUAGGUUGGAUGAAUCAUGCCUGACUCAGGUAUGACAAUAUGGCAGAGCAUGGCAGAUUUACCUAUGAUAGUAACGAGGAAGACUGGGAUAUACCUGCUCUAGAAUACAUCAACUCUCAACUAGAGAGCUACCUCAAGAUGUUGCCGGGAGGUGUUGACCUGACGUUGAGUGAGCUCCAGGAAAUGGCGUCUCGCCAACAACAGCAGAUUGAGCACCAACAACAGGUCCUGGUAGCCAAGGAACAACGCCUAAAGUACCUCAAACAACAGGAGGCUCGUCACCAACACAUCGCUGCUGAAAACGACAGACUUAAGAAACUGCGGGAGAAGGUGGAAAAUCAGGAAAUGAAGUUAAAAAAGUUACGUGCUCUCCGUGGGGAGGCUGAGAAAUACAAAAACAACAACGGAUCUAUCAAUUCGGAGUUGGAAAGUGUGAAGUCCCUGUUCAGUGAGAAGGAAAAGGAGCUGGUCAUGGCUGUGGCUAAAGUAGAGGAGCUGACCCGUCAGUUAGAGGAUAUCAAACACGACAAGGAUUCGGUCAGCAAAACAGCUGGUCAGAGUGCAGCCAAACUUGAACUAGACAAACUUAAAAAGGAAUUGAUGGUCAGUUUUCAUAAUUUAGAGAGCCAAAUGAAUUCAGCCAUUUGUGUACUUGGUGUAACUNAUAAACUGAAUGAACAACAAAGUAGCAAACUGAAGAAUCACAAGGAUAUGUUGAAGCAGCGAAAAGAUGAAAUUUCUAAAAUGGACAACAGAAUAUUGGAGUUGCAACAAAGACUGAAAAAGAAACGUGCCCAGCAGGCUGAACAACAGAAAAAACUGGCCAAUCAGCAGUCAGAUAACAAAUCGGGGAAUAAACCGACGCGGAACAAUGUGGCAGCUGUGGAACCUUACGUACAAAUUGUGCCAAAAGAUCAAUUAAAUGGAAAUGUAGAUCCAACUUUCCAUAAAGCAGAUCCUAAAUAUCAGUCGUUACCUGUGAGUUCAAAGUUUGUGAUGAAUUCUUCUGAUGAUACCUCCAAAAAACAGCUUAAAUCUGUUGAAAAUGUGCCUGAGCCUAAUAAUAAUACAGUGAUGAAGGGACCAGAGGAACUCAAGUCUAAAACCUUAACAGCAAAAGUUGAUCCAUCAAAAAGUGUGCCAAAAGAAAAUGGGUAUGCCCCAUCUGAACAUGUUCAUAAGGAGACAAGGCAAACGCCAUCACAACCCCAGUAUUCAACGUCAGGGCAGCAACAAGGUAAACACCCUCCGCCACCAAUCCCUGCUCGUGCAGGUACAACAAAUUUGACUUAUCUUACGGCAAGGCCGUUUGGGUCAACGUACAGUACCUCUGUGCUAAACAGGGGUCCAAGUGACCAACAGGGGGGUCCUACAAUCACAAUAGCGGAGGACAUACGUACUGGGGGCAGUGGACAAAGUUCACCUGCAUCAAGUGACAGUUCUCAAAAAGAAAACAGUGCUUACCCCUCUGACCAUCAAUCCACAAACCGUUCGGAGAAACAGACUCCUUUGCUUAAUGGGACAAACGGUUCUAAUACUAAUAACGGUGCUUCUACACGUCAUGGAGGGCCAAACAAACACCCGCCCCCCUACCCGGGGGGCUCUGUACCCCCAAAUAAACAACAAGGGGCACCUCCUCCCUACCCCCAUUCACAGCAAAAUGCACGUUCCUAUGAUCAAACAGAUUCCAUGAAGGACACCAACAGUAAUAAUGGGUCUGAUUCUUCUCUCAACAGUGAUUCAGGGAGCAGUUCUAAACAGCAGCCUAAAUACAAAUACGCCUCUAAAAAUGUGAUAGCCAACACAUACAUGGGUAAGCUGGGCCCUGAGGCCCUGAAAAAGUACCAACAAAACAUCAACAUGAUGUAUACAAAUAUAUCCAAGAAAGAUGGUGCAAAAACAAAUAAGUCCAGUGAGGACAAAUCUCACACAAACACGAAUCAAAAACCACCAAACAGUGCUAACUCAUUAUCACCACCGUCAAGUUCAGCCUCCCAGUCACUGUCACCACCAGUGAGUUCCCCUAAGGGAGGUAAGCCUAGUUCACCUCCAACCUCUCCACAAUAUACAGACAUUGCUUCUGAUAAGGUCAGUCACAAUCGGCAUACACAUAAACAUGUAAACCUUCGCCGACGGCACUCUGACAGUGACAAUGAAGACAUCACAAAAUUACUUCACAAGUAUGUGGACCGCUACAAGAACCAGUCGGGGUACACAUCCCAGGAGACCGGGGAGGGACGUCACAUUGGAGGGUAUGACACUCAGGCCACGUCCUUCCAAGACCAAGUCCCUGAGGACGUCCCUGUAGAUGGAAUGGGUAACCUCAUUGACCUAUCAGACAAGGGCAAGCCAGCGGACGGCUCAGAUGGAAGUAAAACAUCUAGUCCUGCCAGUCUUCAGAUUGUCACAUCUGACCAACCAGUAAAGAAAAAGACAAACCUGAAAAACCGUAAUGCUAAAAAGUCAGGGAAUCGUGUGAGCUUUGAUCCUCUGGCCCUGCUGCUGGACUCCUCACUGGAGGGAGAACUGGAACUGGUCAAGCGCUGCGCCUCUCAGGUCCAUGAUGUGAGUGAGCCCAAUGAUGAGGGAAUCACGGCUCUACACAACGCCAUCUGUGCUGGACACUAUGAGAUCGUUAAAUUCCUUGUGGAGUUUGGCUGUGAUGUAAACUCACCUGACAGUGAUGGCUGGACUCCUCUUCAUUGUGCAGCCUCCUGUAACAACCUACCCAUGGUGAAGUUCUUGGUGGAGCAUGGUGCCUGUAUCUUCGCCACCACCAUCAGUGACCAGGAGACGGCUGCUGAGAAGUGUGAGGAGGAGGAGGAUGGCUUCGACGGCUGCUCCGAGUACCUAUACAGUAUUCAGGAGAAACUUGGGAUCAUGAACAAUGGAGCAACCUGGGCAGUGUUUGAUUACGAGGCGAUGAACAGCGAUGAGCUGAGUUUCACCAUCGGGGACAAAAUAAUGAUCCUAAGAAAGGGAGACGAGAAGGAAAAGGAAUGGUGGUGGUCCAAAAUGGACAAAAAAGAUGGCUACAUACCAAGGAACUUACUGGGGUUAUAUCCUCGUGUGAUACCACAAGCUGGAGAAUCCGACAGCUGAGACCAAGAAAACCUCCGACAAAUGCAAUAUAUUCACCAAGUGCUAUAGAUGGAAUUGAUAAUAGGGCUUACUGAAAGCAGAUCUUUACAAGGUGCAGAUUUCAGCUCAUCAGGCAAACUUUUAAAAUGAUACUCCAAAUAGGCCAUAAUGCUUCUCAACAAUGAAAAGGAUUUAUUUCAUCAAUAAGACAUGAUAUUGCAAAAUUUAUACAAAAUUUUUAAAAAAAGAAAAAAAUCAACAUGAACAUUUCAUUUGUCAUAAAAAAUUAUAUCAGACUAACUUAUAGCAUAGUUCUGUAAUAUUUAUCUUUAGAAAAAGUUCUCGGAAAAAUCUGCAGCUACUCAGUAGAUUAACUGCUAUUUUUAGAUAUUAUUAUUUCCUUAUUUUUCAUUCCUAUUUUAACUCUACCUCCCGAGAAGUUCUGAAUUGUAAAAUUGAAAAAAGGGAGAUACAUACAUAAAUAUAUAAAUGAGAUGAUUUACCUUUAAAGCCAUAGAAGUUUGGGCAAUGUUGGAUUGAGAUCAUUUCUGGAAGAAGUUGACCAAUAAUGAGAUUGCAUCAAAGAUCUGCUUUCAUCAUUUUCGAAAACUUUCGACAUGUUUCAAGAGAGAUGAUGAAUGUGACUUGUAGGUAUUUAUUUGUUUACGUUAAAUUAUUAGAAGCGAGGGACAAUUAUGAAAGUGUGUAUGAUGGUGAAAGUUAGCUUCAGAAUGCCUGCAUGUCAGAUAAUAGUGCAAUAUCUUCCUCAUACUGUAAAUAUUGUAUAUAUCAAAUCCAUACCAAUAAUUAUCUCAUUUAUAUUCAUUCCACUUGUAUUGAAAUCUCUUAGUACUUUCUUAUGUCAGAUAGAUCCGUAUUGUAUCAUUUUAUCUGUUGAUUGAUCAAGACCCUCAUUAGUGUUGUGCUAAAGUUAUGUAGAUUUUUUUUCGUUUGAAAGAAAGUCAAGGUUUAUUUUAAUAUAUUACAAUAUAUAUAUAUAUUCAAU